GAGAGAAAGCAGUCACAUGCAGAGAGGAGCUGGGACGAGAGACAGCGCAGAAGAGAGCUGUCAAGCUGUAAGGAGGCAGCGGAGAGACGACUUUUGUUUUCUUUUUUUUCCCCUCGGAAUACAUUGUCUUCACAUCUCUUGACACCCACCGACACACACAGACACACACACACACACUCAAACGCACACACACAUUUCAAAGACGCAUACCCCACAGAUGGUGCUGCUGCACUGCUUGUUAGGAGUGCUAAAUUAUUUUCAGGAUUUGGACUCUCGCCCAGCACACUUGGACUGUUUGAAUUUAGCACCUUCGUGACUCACGUUCCUUUUGGAUUUAUUUGUGUAAUAUAUAUUUAUUCCUACAGUGCGCCACUUUGGACUACAUGUGCGCGCCGCAGCGUGUGCACCUGAACACAUCGCUGAGACACUCGGGCCACUUGUGAGCCGACUGGAAUUCGUCAGAUUUGGACUAUAUGCUCGGUGGGUGUUUGAAAAGGAGGAGGAGGAUGUGUGGGCCGCUAACGGUGGUGCUUCUAAUCCACCUCGGAGCCACCUUUACAGGGGCCUGGAAAGCAUCUCAGCCCAGACUGCAGUUCACACACACUGAACUGAUCCAGAAUGGCCGCUUGCUAACGCUUCCCCUGGCGGCGGGAGACCUGCACUCCCUUCUGCCCGAUAGAGACGGCAUGCGGCUGUAUGUGGCCAUGAAAGAUAACCUGCUGUCCACCAGCAUGGAUGACAUCACGCAGAACCCCCGCAAGUUGCAUUGGCCUGCCAGUCGGGACCGCAUCCAAGAAUGUCUCAUGGCUGGAAAGGAUCCAGAGACCGAGUGUGCGAACUUCCUGCGAGUGUUGCAACCUUUUAACCAGACUCACCUGUACGUGUGCGGUACUGGGGCCUUCAACCCCAGGUGUGCUUUCAUCGCCAUCAGCAUCUUCCAACAGUCAGGACACCAGACCCUCUCCUACAGCCAGACCGAGUGUGGGAAGGGGAAAUGUCCCUACGACCCCUUUCAGAAAACAGCAUCUGCAGUUGUGGAUGGAGAGCUGUAUGCCGGCAUUACCUCGGACUUCAUGAGCAGGGAUUCUGCCUUCUUCCGUAGUCUUGGCAACCGUCAUGUCAUCCGCACGGAGCAGUACGACCCCACCUGGAUGCAGGAUGCCCACUUUGUGCGGGUCGCGCCGCUGUCUGAAACAGAUAACCCAGAAGACGAUAAGGUCUACGUGUUCUUCAGCGAGCGUGCUCAAGAGGCCGAGGGCGCUGCCGGGAAGGUGCUGUACUCCAGAGUGGCCCGAGUCUGCAAGAAUGACAUUGGAGGACAGAGGAGUCUGGUGAACAAGUGGAGCACAUUUCAAAAGGCUCGGCUGGUGUGCUCGGUCCCAGGACCAGAUGGCCUGCAGACACACUUCGACCAACUACAGGACGUUUUCAUCCUGCAUGGCAAAGACAAGAAGAACCCGCUCAUCUACGGCCUGUUCACCACCUCCAGUGAUAUCCUCAACGGUUCGGCCGUGUGCGUUUACCGAAUGGAGGACGUGAUCCGGGCUUUCAAGGGCAACUUUUUGCACAAGGAGGGGCCUCAGUACAAGUGGGCGGAGUUUACUGGCAAAGUGCCCUACCCGCGUCCCGGAACUUGUCCCAGCAGCACAUAUGGAAGCUACAGCUCCACCAGGGAGUAUCCUGAUGAUGUCAUCUUCUUUAGCAGGACUCACCCGCUGCUCGAGGAAAAUGUGCUGCCCCUGGGAGAGCGCCCCCUCCUUGUCAGAGUGGGCGUUCACUACAAGUUCACCAAACUGCUGGUGGACCGAGUGGAAGCCGUGGACAGCACUUACGACGUCCUGUUUAUCGGCACGGACUCCGGCUUGGUGCUGAAGGCCAUUCAUCUGCCCCGAGAGCACGGAGAAAGUCAGGAGGUGACGCUGGAGCAGCUGGAGGUCUUUCAGCACAAAUCACCUGUGACAGCCAUGACGCUCUCAAAGAAAAAGCAGUGGCUGUUUGUGGGCUCCAGGGAGGGGGUGUCCCAGCUGGCCCUCUACCAGUGCGAGCUCUACGGCCAAGCCUGCGCCGAGUGCUGCCUGGCCAGGGACCCCUACUGCACUUGGGACGGACACGCCUGCAGCCCCUACAUGCCCACCGUGCGCAGGAGGAAUGCUCGUCAUCUCGGCGAGGACGAGGAUCCGUUAACUCAGUGUGUCCGACAAGGAGCCGGGCUGCAGGUGGAGGCGGAGCAUAGGGUGAUGACGGUUGCCGAGGGCAACAGCACCUACCUGGAGUGUCUUCCCCGAUCCAGGCACGCCGCUGUCACAUGGUACAAGCAGGCGGGAGAGAACAGUCCUGAGCUAAACCAGGUGCUGUCAGGCGAGCAGGUGGUGGUGAUCGAGCGCGGCGUCCUCAUCCGUCGAGCCGAGCUGUCCCACGGCGGCGUCUACCACUGCCAGGUGGAGGAGCACGGCUACCACUGGACCGCCGUCACCGUCCACCUGGCCGUGUGGAGCCCCUCGCCCGGCCGGCUCAUCGCCUCCUGGUCGGGCUCCUCCCAGCUGUGGCACGGCGACGCCAUGGCGCUGGUGCACCCCAGGAACCUGGGCCAGCACUGCCGCGCGCUCGGGUACCGCCCGCCCCGCAACCGCCGCCGCCACAGCGACAUGGCGGCGCAGGCCGACAUGGAGAAGGAGAGGCACAAGGGCAGGGUGGCGGGCAGGAAGAGCAGGAGUAAGGCUCAACAGAGGGCGCCGAGGAGCGCUUGAAUAGGCCACACACAUGCAUGUCCGCACACACACACACACACACACACACACACACACACACACACACUGUAAAUAGACAUCGGCAUGCACUUAAUGUCUUUUUCUUACAGUCGAGUGACAAGAACAUUUGUGUGGCAAAGCUCGACGAAGGACAAAGCGUUCGCCGCCCCGGAGGAUCGAUUGUUGUGAUUUUUGCAUGCCAACUCAAAAAGUGUCCACGCGCGCACCAGAGACGAUCGGCCUGGAAAGCACACGUGUCCGCAUGCUCCCGUGCAAAUCCUCGUAACGCGGCGCCGUCAUAGCCAAAUGUGCCGCUCACGUCCUUUCCUGCGAAGAUUUCAAAGGUUCCCUUUUCCUGUAAAAGUGACGAUUUGUAUCACCUUCUAAUGUUUUGGUGUUUAUGACAUUACUUGCCAACCCUCCCGCUGCGACCGGGAUGAGAACCAGCACCUCCAAGUCCGAGUCCACGCGUUCUCGCCCCGGAAAAGGGUGGAGUGCCAUCUCCGGGUUGGGAGAGAGACUCUGCCCCAAGUGGAGGAGUUCAAGUACCUCGGAGUCUUGUUCAAGAGUGAGGGAAGAGUGGAUCGUGAGGUAGACAUGCGGAUCGGUGCGGAGUCUUCAGUAUUCCGGACGCUGUAUCGAUCCGUUGUGGUGAAGAAGGAGCUGAGCCGGAAGGCAAAGCUCUCUAUUUACCGGUCGAUCUACAAACCCUGUUUCCAUAUGAGUUGGGAAAUUGUGUUAGAUGUAAAUAUAAACAGAAUACAAUGAUUUGCAAAUAAUUUUCAACCCAUAUUCAGUUGAAUAUGUUACAAAGACAAUAUAUUCAUUAACGUUAGAAUUUGAUGCCAGCAACAUGUGACAAUGAAGUUGGGAAAGGUGGCAAUAAAUACUGAUAAAGUUGAGGAAUGAUCACCAAACACUUAUUUGGAACAUCCCACAGGUGUGCAGGCUAAUUGGGAACAGGUGGGUGCCAUGAUUGGGUAUAAAAAACAGCUUCCCAAAAAAAUGCUCAGUCUUUCACAAGAAAGGAUGGGGCGAGGUACACCCCUUUGUUCACAACUGUGUGAGCAAAUAGUCAAACAGUUUAAGAACGUUUCUCAAAGUGCAAUUGUAAGAAAUUUAGGGAUUUCAACAUCUACGGUGCAUAAUAUCAUCAAAAUGUUCAGAGAAUCUGGAGAAAUCAUUCCACGUAGGCGGCAUGGCUGGAAACCAACAUUGAAUGACCGUGACCUUCCAUCCCUCAGACGGCACUGUAUCAAAAACCGACAUCAAUCUCUAAAGGAUAUCACCACAUGGGCUCAGGAACACUUCAGAAAACCACUGUCACUAAAUACAGUUGGUCGCUACAUCUGUAAGUGCAAGUUAAAGUUCCACUAUGCAAAGCGAAAGCCAUUUAUCAACAACAUCCAGAAAUGCCGCCGGCUUCUCUGGGCCCGAGAUCAUCUAAGAUGGACUGAUGCAAAGUGGAAAAAGUGUUCUGUGGUCUGACGUGUCCACAUUUCAAAUUGUUUUUGGAAAUUUUCGACAUCGUGUCAUCCGAACCAAAGGGGAAACGAACCAUCCAGACUGUUAUCGACGCAAAGUUCAAAAGCCAGCAUCUGUGAUGGUAUGGGGGUGCAUUAGUGCCCAAGGCAUGGGUAACUUACACAUCUGUGAAGGAACCAUUAAUGCUGAAAGGUACAUACAGGUUUUGGAACAACAUGUGCUACCAUCUAAGCGCCUUCUUUUUCAUGGACGCCCCUGCUUAUUUCAGCAAGACAAUGCCAAGCCACAUUCAGCACGUGUAACAACAGCGUGGCUUGGUAAAAAAAUGAAUGGGGGAACUUUCCUGGCCCGCCUGCACUCCAGACCUGUCUCCCAUCAAAAACGUGUGGCGCAUAAUGAAGCGUAAAAUACGACAGCAGAGACCCCGGACUGUUGAAUGACUGAAGCUCUACAUAAAACAAGAAUGGGAAAUAAUUCCACUUUCAAAGCUUCAACAAUUAGUUUCCUCAGUUCCCAAACGUUUAUUGAGUGUUGUUAAAAGAAAAGGUGAUGUAACACAGUGGUGAACAUGCCCUUUCCCAACUACUUUGGCACGUUUUGCAGCCAUGAAAUUCAAAGUUAAUUAUUAUUAUUUGCAAAAAAAAAUUAAGUUAAUGAGUUUGAGCAUCAAAUAUGUUGUCUUUGUAGUGCAUUCAACUGAAUAUGGGUUGAAAAAGAUUUGCAAAUCAUUGUAUUCCGUUUAUUUUUACAUCCAACACAAUUUCCCAACUCAUAUGGAAACGGGGUUUGUACAUCAACUAUAUGAUUUGCCUGAGAAGCUGAACAGUACACACACACAAAAAAAUAUAUAUAUAUAUAUAAAAAACAAUAAAAGUGCAGGCCUAAAAGCUAAUUAGCCUUCACCUCAAGGACAGCGAGCGAGCUGAGCUACCGUUUAUGUUUCUAGAACGGCAACGGACUCAAAGCGAUGUUACUAGUAGCUGACUGGGAGGUGUUUAUUAUAAUUUGGGGAGAGUGCUUGAUGCUUACCUAUGUGCUCAUCACGACGCUGGAGCACGGACUCCAUCUGCUCUGAAUACACACUGCUGAUUGGCUGUUACCCCUCUGAAUGCGGUAACAGCCCCCCCCCCAUCCCCCAAUCUCCCGAAUUCGGAGGUCUCAAGGUUGGCAAGUAUGGUUUAUGAGCACCAAAAAUCUCUCACUUUUUUAUUUUGUAUUUGCUCCACUUUUUACAGACGAGGCCCUCAAACAGGCUUCACCACACAUCUUAAACUAAAUCCCGCAGCUCCGCCAACUGUCAAGUCAGCGACUGUAAGUUUGAUGGUUUUCUUUUUCAGGCUUGUAUGCUAAUGUUGACACGUUGCUAUUUAAAUGUGAUGUAAUUGUACGCCGUAUUAAGACAUCAUUACAACAAGUGUAGUCGUUGCAAACACACGCACACACACACAGCUCGUUAGCAUUAAAGCCACAGACACACAAAAAAGGGCGUGUUUAAAGGAAAAGCACUUUUAAACGGGUUUAUUUGGACCAGCACAUUUUUUUUCUGUGGGACUUAAUAGUUGAAAGAAGAAAAAAAAGACGGUGAAAUGUUUGACAGAAUUGUGGACGUUUGAUUUGAGCCAGAAAGCCAAAUCAACAAUGACCUGCAAAGAGGAACAAGGGUCGUGUUUCUUUAAAAGGGACCGAAGUGCGAGAACCCGAGCAGGAAGCACUUCUGUCUCCCUGUUUUCUUUCUUUGUUUACUGGGGGAGUGAGUACGUUAUAAGCCAUGUGCACUUUUCUUUUCAAGAGGGACUUCCUUUUCCAGAAUGUGGACUUUGUACAGAAGGUGCAUGUUUCUCCAACUCCUUCACACACAACGGAAAAAAACAAAAACGUUCCAACGUUGGUGAAAAGUAAAUCGCCAGUCAUCCAUCCAGUGUACAUUUUGUAAAAAAAUAAAUAAAGCGGUCUUGUGAUGGAA
Molecule: messenger RNA, 6195 nt
Organism: Nerophis ophidion (straightnose pipefish)
Lineage: Eukaryota; Metazoa; Chordata; Actinopteri; Syngnathiformes; Syngnathidae
Gene: sema3h
Product: sema domain, immunoglobulin domain (Ig), short basic domain, secreted, (semaphorin) 3H
Exons: 18
Coding region: 474-2747 (757 amino acids)
Biological process (GO): neural crest cell migration; motor neuron axon guidance; negative regulation of axon extension involved in axon guidance
Molecular function (GO): neuropilin binding; chemorepellent activity; semaphorin receptor binding
Source: RefSeq, a predicted model, not a curated record